Capronia epimyces CBS 606.96 is the source of this 1113-nucleotide messenger RNA. RefSeq names its product 3-isopropylmalate dehydrogenase. The transcript has 4 exons. The coding region runs from base 1 to 1113 and encodes 370 amino acids. Gene Ontology annotation, biological process: L-leucine biosynthetic process. Lineage: Eukaryota; Fungi; Ascomycota; Eurotiomycetes; Chaetothyriales; Herpotrichiellaceae. The record is from RefSeq and is a predicted model, not a curated record. Gene Ontology annotation, cellular component: cytosol. Gene Ontology annotation, molecular function: magnesium ion binding; 3-isopropylmalate dehydrogenase activity; NAD binding.
AUGCCAACAUUCAACAUCGUCGUCUUUGCGGGCGACUACGCCGGACCAGAGGUCACGCAGGAAGCUGUCAAGGUUCUCAAGGUGGUGGAGAAGUAUUCGAAAGAUGUCCAGUUCAACUUCCAGGACCAUUUGCUAGGAGGGUGCUCCAUCGAUGCGCAUGGUACCCCGCUCACAGACGAAGCCCUGGCGGCGGCCAAAGCAGCAGAUGCAGUUCUGCUAGGAGCCAUUGGCGGGCCCAAGUACGGGGUGGGCAAGGUGCGGCCUGAGCAAGGGCUGCUGAAGCUCCGCAAGGAGAUGGGCACGUUCGGCAACCUACGACCGUGUUUCUUCGCGUCGCCGGCACUGGCGGCGCGGUCGCCACUCAAGGAGGAAGUGUGCCAAGGCACGGACUUCAUGAUCGUACGCGAGCUGACGGGCGGCAUCUACUUUGGCGAGCGGGUCGAGGGCAACCCGGCGGACGGGGAGAACGAGUGGGCGGAGGACCGCGAGCCGUAUUCGCGCAAGGAGAUCGAGCGCAUCACGCGGCUGGCGGCGCACCUGGCGCUGGCCAAGAACCCACCGUCGAAAGUCUGGAGUCUGGACAAGGCCAACGUGCUGGCGACGAGCCGGCUGUGGCGCCGCGUCUUCACCGAGACGAUGCAGAACGAGUUCCCGCAGCUGCAGUUCGAGCACCAGCUGAUCGACUCGGCCGCCAUGAUCAUGGUCAAGAACCCGCGCGCCCUCAACGGCGUCAUCGUCACCUCCAACCUGUUCGGCGACAUCAUCUCCGACGAAGCCUCCGUCAUCCCCGGCAGUCUCGGCCUCCUGCCCAGCGCCAGUCUCACCGGCGUGCCCGACGGCAACGGCCCCUGCAGCGGCAUCUACGAACCCAUCCACGGCUCCGCCCCGGACAUUGCCGGCCAGGGCGUCAUCAACCCCGUCGCCGCCAUCCUGAGCGUCGCCAUGCUCCUGCUCUACAGCCUGAACCUGCCCCGGGAGAGUGGCCUGGUCGAGCAGGCCGUGAGGAUCGUCAUUGACAAGGGAAUCACCACAAAGGACAUUGGCGGCUCCAGCUCCACCGUCGAAGUGGGUGAUGCAGUGGCCAAGGAGCUGGAGACGCUCUUCAGUCAAUAG